Molecule: messenger RNA, 4300 nt
Organism: Glossina fuscipes
Lineage: Eukaryota; Metazoa; Arthropoda; Insecta; Diptera; Glossinidae
Gene: Pkc53E
Product: protein kinase C, brain isozyme
Exons: 17
Coding region: 2167-4227 (686 amino acids)
Biological process (GO): protein phosphorylation
Molecular function (GO): zinc ion binding; diacylglycerol-dependent serine/threonine kinase activity; ATP binding
Source: RefSeq, a predicted model, not a curated record
AAACUUGAAAUUAAAUAUUAUUUUAUAGAAAAUAUUUUAAAACUUUCCUUUUUUUCAAACUAAAUGAGUUUUUCUUAAACGGUGCAAACGGUAUCACAGGACUUUGUCGUGCGGCGUAAAUAAUUGAUUGAAAACCAAUUUCUUUUAAAGACAACAAUGACCACUCCAGUAGAGAACGACUUUUUCGAAAUUGUAUGAAAUUAAAAGAAAAGCGAAAAUAUUGUAGUAUAAGAAACAUAAGAAAUUCCCAACAGUAUCGGAAAUACGACCAAUGCUCUCAGGAAAGUCAACAAGGCGGGAAUAUUUUUCUUGAAUUAAAAGCGUUUAUAUUUUUAUGCUUUGCUGGACUAAUCAUUUCGAUAAAAUGUAUAUACAUAUUUUCAAAUGUAAAUGUUAAUCAUAAUUAUGGACGGAGAAGACAGUAGGCGAUAUUAAGAAAUAAUGUCCAAAGAACUGCAAAAAUGAUAUGCUUAAAGUUAAACAUAAAAAUGAACAUGUAUAUCAAAAUUUCGGACAGAGAGAAUAUUGCUAUAAAAUAGGUAAUGUUAAGGAACAACAUCCAAAGAACCACAAAAAACAAUUCAUCGUACAAAGUUUGAAGGAAGAAUGAAAAGCUGACAAAUUUGCAUUGACUGUUUUAGAUAUCCACCGCCUUUCCGGGGCAAUAUAAAAGUUGCAUCUAUGGACUUGUUCUCGAGAUUCCAAAAUAGUUGUAUAUUCACAUCAUUUGAAUUAAGUUUUAAGUGAACAUCAAGUAGGAAUUGCAAGUUGCGUAAGUUUUUCGUUCAUUGCAACUAAAUUUCGUGCUGUUGUUUUAGACACCAAGGAAUAUCGACAUAUUUGUAGAUGAUGAUGGUCUUUCGUCCCACUCUAUUUAUUUUAAAAUUAUCCUUAGAUAAAAUGAAACUGUGGAUGACUGUAGGCCGUCGUUUACGUUCAAAGAAGAGAAGGUAAUCAAAUGAAAAUGUUUUAAAGGUUCAAGAGAUUGACAACCAAAAAGACAUGGCUAGGGCGGUGAUAGAUGAAAACGAUUGAAAGAAAGGAAUUGAAAAAUUGGUGCAAAUAGUUGAGUUUAGAGAACAAAUGCGCUGACGCAUGAAGAUAUUUUGCCUAUCACACACCCUGUAAUGUUUUUUUCAAGUUGAUUGUACAAGCCUUAAAAAGCAAUUCAUGGAUAAAAUAUCACAAGAUGUUGACGGAAAAGUUUUGGCGUAUUUUACUACCUUCAGGUAAUUUUACUUAUCAGGUGAAAAUGAACAGGUGGCCUUAUUAAAACCCUGUCGUGAUAUAUAAGAGGGAUAGUUUUAGUACCCUUAUUAAGUUAGCUGCGAAGUAUGGAGUAAAUAAAGCACAGUGGAUAAAAUGCAUUUAAGACAAUGCCUUUGGUAUGAGUUUCAAAUUAGAAGUAAUUUAUCAAUUAUUUAUGAAAAAAGCUUAUCUAAUAGAUUUGGAAGUAAAGUUGUGCAAAUAUUCGGACCUGCCAAAGAUGAUUUGCCAGAUUUCGUUCCGGACAAUUGCGUUUCAAGGGAGACCGCCUUUCUAACUAACAAUUGCAAAAAAACUCAGCAUCCAUCAUUCUACUGCGGAGGAACGUAUCAAACACCCUUAAAUUCAAAUGUUUGGUUUAAAAUAUGAAAGAAAUUUUCCGCCAACUUAAUAAUGCAAGAAAACUAUCAAAAUUUUGUUCUCGAAAAUUCAUCUUUGAUUCUAUCCAAUGCCAAAUUGCAGUGAACCCUCCCGAUAAGCAAGCUUGUAAUUAAUUGCAUGCAAGGAAAAGUACACUACAGCCGGACACAAGAUGCGUUCAAAAAAAAAAGGUCGUGGAUAUAUUUUGAAAGGAUCCCUCAAUACAUUAAAAAAAUAUAUUUAUUAUCAAAAACAAAACUUAAUAAAAUAAAUUUGAAUUAGAUGCGGGUAAUGAUCUAUUAAACUCAAUACACCAUACGCAAAACUACACUUAUAUAAACAAAAUCAAUAAAUAAAUACAAAAAGAAUAAAUAAUAAUAAUAUAAAUAAACAUAUUCAAAAAAGCAAAUACACAUAAAGUAACAAAAACUAUAAAUUAUAUUUCGAAACUACAAUAACAAUCGUCACUAACAGUUACCAGUAACAUCGGCGGCUGAGUUAUUUGUUCUUUUGAGCGUCAAACUAUAUUACAGCAACACAAUGUCUGAAUCAGCAAACAAUGAUAACAACGGCGAUGCAAAUAAUCAAGGAAAUCAGGCGGCCGACGAAGCCGUCGGUGAAAAUAAAAUGAAAUCACGGCUCCGCAAAGGAGCCUUAAAGAAGAAGAAUGUCUUUAAUGUUAAAGAUCAUUGCUUCAUACCGCGUUUCUUUAAGCAGCCAACGUUCUGUUCACAUUGUAAGGAUUUUAUAUGUGGCUAUCAAUACGGAUACCAAUGGAUGGGUUUUGGCAAACAAGGUUUUCAAUGUCAAGUGUGUUCUUAUGUGGUUCAUAAACGUUGUCAUGAGUACGUUACAUUUAAAUGUCCAGGCAAAGACAAAGGAAUCGAUUCCGAUUCACCCAAAACCGUACAUCAUUUUGAACCAUUCACAUACGCAGGACCAACUUUCUGCGAUCAUUGUGGUUCGCUACUCUAUGGCAUUUAUCACCAAGGUCUAAAAUGCUCAGCAUGUGACAUGAACGUGCAUGCACGUUGCAAAGAAAACGUGCCCAGCUUAUGCGGAUGUGAUCACACUGAACGGCGUGGACGCAUUAAUUUGGAAUUGAAUGUUAAAGAAAAUACUUUAACAACACAGAUAAAAGAGGGCCGUAAUCUUAUACCAAUGGAUCCCAAUGGCCUUAGUGAUCCUUAUGUUAAGGUUAAGCUUAUACCCGACGAGCAGGAAAAAACUAAAAAGAAAACUCGCACUAUUAAAGCCUCACUAAAUCCCAUAUGGAAUGAAACCAUCAAAUUUGAACUUAAACCAGAAGAUAAGGAUCGCCGCGUACUAAUCGAAGUAUGGGAUUGGGAUCGCACAUCACGUAACGAUUUCAUGGGUUCUUUAUCGUUCGGUAUUUCAGAGAUUAUUAAGAAUCCUGCAAAUGGUUGGUUUAAAUUGUUAACACAAGAUGAAGGCGAAUAUUAUAAUGUGCCAUGUGCCGAUGCCACGCAAGAUUUACUCAAGUUAAAAUCACAAAUGCGGAAAUCGUCACAGAAGAAACCUUUAGUAAUGCGUACCGAAACUAACGCUCAAGCUCAAUCGCGUAAAGAUAUGUUAAGAACAAGCGAUUUUAAUUUCAUUAAAGUUUUAGGCAAAGGCUCAUUCGGAAAGGUUCUCUUAGCUGAACGUAAAGGCGGUGAAGAAUUGUAUGCCAUAAAAAUACUAAAAAAAGAUGUUAUUAUUCAAGAUGACGAUGUCGAGUGUACUAUGAUUGAGAAACGAGUGUUAGCUUUAUCCGAUAAGCCGCCAUUUCUAGUACAAUUACACUCCUGUUUUCAAACAAUGGAUCGUUUAUUUUUUGUUAUGGAAUACGUUAAUGGCGGUGAUUUAAUGUUUCAAAUACAACAAUUUGGUAAAUUUAAAGAGCCAGUGGCAGUAUUUUAUGCUGCCGAAAUAGCUUCAGGUUUAUUCUUUUUACAUACCAAAGGUAUAUUAUAUCGCGAUUUAAAACUGGAUAAUGUAUUGUUGGAUGCUGAUGGCCAUGUUAAAAUAGCCGACUUCGGUAUGUGCAAAGAGAAUAUUGUCGGUGAUAAGACAACCAAAACAUUUUGCGGUACUCCAGAUUACAUAGCACCAGAGAUUAUUUUAUAUCAACCUUAUGGAAAAUCUGUCGAUUGGUGGGCUUACGGAGUUCUAUUAUAUGAAAUGCUAGUGGGUCAACCCCCGUUCGAUGGCGAAGAUGAAGAAGAACUUUUUGCUGCUAUUACCGAUCACAAUGUUUCAUAUCCGAAAAGCUUAAGCAAAGAAGCCAAAGAGGCUUGCAAAGGAUUUUUAACUAAACAGCCCAGUAAACGAUUGGGUUGUGGAGCAACUGGCGAAGAGGAUGUACGCUUACAUCCAUUCUUUAGACGAAUCGAUUGGGAGAAAAUUGAAAAUCGUGAAGUACAACCACCGUUUAAGCCGAAAAUUAAACACCGCAAAGAUGUGUCAAAUUUUGACAAACAAUUCACAUCGGAGAAAACAGACUUAACACCCACCGAUAAGGUGUUUAUGAUGAAUUUAGAUCAAACAGAAUUUGUUGGAUUUUCAUACGUUAAUCCCGAUUACACCGCAUCAUUAUAAAUUGCCUAAAUCUCAGAACAUCUUUAUAAAGCAAAGCAAGAAAAGAAAACAAAUGGUCAUUGAAUAUAAGAAG